This is a messenger RNA of Penaeus vannamei (Pacific white shrimp), 1088 nucleotides long. Its product is annotated as heat shock protein beta-8. Gene Ontology annotation, cellular component: cytoplasm; nucleus. NCBI's taxonomy places the organism in Eukaryota, Metazoa, Arthropoda, Malacostraca, Decapoda, Penaeidae. Gene Ontology annotation, biological process: response to heat; protein refolding. The record is from RefSeq and is a predicted model, not a curated record.
ACAGAUAGCGCUAACCAACCCGAAGUCGAAGCCACAUUCAAAGAUCGGGAAACAGCCACCUCUAUAUAGCCUGCCCUUCGUCUGCAAAACAUUUCAGACCAAAUUUUCUUGAGGCAAAUUAACUUUCGUGAGUUUUAUCAGCCGGCGAGAUGGUGCUCGUGAGGAUGACCCGUUCCGUCCCUCGCUUGCUGCGCUUGGCCCGCACCUCCGCCCAUCGAGCCAACCACCUCCCUCUGGCCCCCGUAUGUUCACGCUGUGUCCAUAGGGGUCCCUUUGGAGGCAGUGAUCCUUUUGCGAAGAUGGAGGACUUCAUGAGAGACAUGGAGAGGAAGUUCAAGAGGGAUAUUGAGGACACUGUCAGUGCUAUUACUAAAGAGGUGCCACAAGGCCUGAUUCCCCGCUUGUGGGACGUUACGCCACGCCCUAGGUUUGGAGAUGUCAAAAACCUGUCCACCCCCGAGACGUACAAGCUCGCCUUCUACUUCAAAAAUGCCAAUCCAGAAGACGUGACGGUAUCGUUGAAGGACCGCACCCUGACAGUAUCAGCCAAGAUUGAGGAAACGACCGAGUUCUCCCGAUCUUCGCAGAAUUUCACUUCUCAGUAUGACCUACCCGAGGGCCUAAACCUUGAUGCGUUGGAGUCCACCAUGGCGGAUGAUGGCGUGUUAACCAUCGAGGCUCCACAAAUAGUGCAAGAAGAAACGAAAGGUCCCAAGAGCAUUCACAUUCAAAGGGAAUGAUUUGUACUGUAAAUAUUUUCUUGGUUUUGUUAGUAGGGAUGUAUAAUAUUGAAAGAAAUAGGGAGUGUAAAAUAGUUUAAAGUUUUAAAUCAUGCCUAGAAAUGGGAUAUGUUGUAUAUGUUGAUAUACAUGUAGAGGAAAAUAUACUGUAGUAGAGGGUAUAAGUAUAGACAUUACAAUAUAUUUCAGUUGAAGUAUUAGAAGCAUUUAUGUUCUAUUCAUAGGAAAUUUGAUUAAGAUAUUGUUACAUUAUCAUAAGCUAAAACAAGAAUUUCUUUAUAUCAUAUGGCUGUGUUUAUCUUCAAAACUUGUUUAUAUUUUUGAAAUAGAUUAAAGAUAAAAAGAGAA